Messenger RNA from Dovyalis caffra, 411 nucleotides. The record is from the annotation of a GenBank genome assembly. Lineage: Eukaryota; Viridiplantae; Streptophyta; Magnoliopsida; Malpighiales; Salicaceae.
AUGGGUAAUAGGUCUUUGAAUAACAGUGGUGGUGGUGAUGAUUUGAAGAAAGAUCAACCUCCUCCCUUUAACAAUAUCAAGUGGGGUGAUUUGUUAUUGAACCCAGAUCCUGGAAACAUCUUGGCUGUUGGAUUAACUGGUUUGCUUGCUUGGGCUAGUGUUCAAGUUUUUUGGCAGCUUUCUUUAUCUCUUUUGCUAUUCUUGUUGCUGCUCUUAAGGGAAAUCCCUUUGCUUGUUCGAGUGUUGCUAACUGGAAAGCUCCAUGGUCCUGACAUGGGCUCUAGCAUAAUCCUUCUCCAUCAAGCUGGAACUCGAGACAUUGUUUCAUCUCAAGUUGCGUUUGUGAGAUUGAAUGAGAGGUUUGAAAUACUGAGGGAAAUAGACUGGGAAAAUGCUAUUUCAGCAAAUUGA